GAAACUUUCUAAUGGGAUUCUUCGGGUCUUUUUUCCCUUACUCAGGACAUAUUGAGGAUACAACAUCAGUUGAGUUUGCUUCUGUUGCAAUUUGUUCAACCUUUUUUUCAUAAAACGACUGGACUGUAAUCUGACUGUCGCGCCUCCCCUAAAGAGAAAGACCCCGCCCGCUUCAUCUCGUUCCAUGAGCGUUCAUCAGAACAAUAUCAAAGUACAGCUGUUCUGUUGGUGCACUUACUACAUCGUAUUUGCAUUGGACGAUAACCCUGAGUGAUUUGAGCAAAAAUGUCUGGUAACGAUCUGUUUUACCCUCGUCUUGCCAAGGAGAGGAGUAAACACAAGAAGAAGAGGUUGGUGCAGAGUCCCAACUCCUACUUCAUGGAUGUAAAAUGCACAGGGUGUUACAGGAUCAACACUAUUUUCAGCCAUGCCCAGACUGUGGUACCUUGUGCAGGCUGCUCUAUAAUCCUCUGCCAACCAGCAGGGGGGAAAUGCAGACUAACUGAAGGCUGUGCCUUCAGAAAGAAAUAUUCCUGAGCAGAAAUGUGCAAAACAUCCAUGACAGGCAGCAGAAUGGAAGAAUGGACCAUGGAAAAAUGAGUCUGAGCCUCACACUAUGUGCUUCUAAGUGUGUCAAAUCCUUUGUAGAGAAAUAUGUAUUUUGACGAUUUUAUGAUCCAUAUCUUGAUCUUGGUGUUUCAUAGUACAGAGCAGGAGAGGAGCUAUGGAAGCUCAAGUUAAAUCAUACACAUGUAGAUGUUCCAAUAUGCUCAGAUUGAAUUGUAUAUACAGUAUAUCCGAUUGAUAUGAUAAAGCACUUCAUGUACAGUGGUUUUGACUACUUUUAUUGAUUAAAUAAAACAUGUUUUGAAAUCUUCAAAAUGCACAAAGAGUCCAAUGAGUCAUGAUUUCUGUAAAACAUUUAUUAGGUUGACAUAAAGGGAGUUGUUAAAUGAAAUAUUAUAAAAUGGUCUCAGGCAUGUGUGAGUCCCUUUCCAUGGCCCUGGCGUGAGAUGAAACCAUGAUGACCACCACAAACAAAAAUAAAAACAUUUUUUUGAAUUUA
Molecule: messenger RNA, 1066 nt
Organism: Etheostoma spectabile (orangethroat darter)
Lineage: Eukaryota; Metazoa; Chordata; Actinopteri; Perciformes; Percidae
Product: 40S ribosomal protein S27-like
Exons: 4
Coding region: 286-537 (83 amino acids)
Biological process (GO): translation
Cellular component (GO): ribosome
Molecular function (GO): structural constituent of ribosome
Source: RefSeq, a predicted model, not a curated record